AUGAAUUCACUUGCAAGCCAAUCAAGCGCUCGUAUGGCUGGUGACCUUCAUUAUGCCGCGACUCAGACUUCUGCCCUUAUGGUUGCUGCCACCGACCGGGUUUGUUGUGCCAACGUGAAUGAAAAACAGUUGAAAACUUUGCAAGGUGUCAUGACAAGCAUAAGGGAGGAACUCUAUGAUUCAGAGGCUGAUCAUCGAGUCCUUUCUGAGCAGAAUUGUUUUGUGGCCUAUGAGAAAUCCUCUUUGGAAGAUCAUUUCCCCACUUUGGAGGACCAAACAGAGUGCCAAAGUCAACUGGCCCGUGCUGGUGUUGAUGGUGUUGUCGCCCGAGGUGGUUUGCAAUGGAUGCUGGAGAAGGGGGUGGUUCACGUAAUUGAUAAAGUUAUCGAUAGUGUGGAAUUUUCCAAUGGGAUCCAGGGUGUUCGUGAGGCAUGUGAGGCCCUUAGGUUUGAAAAGGGGAAACAACUAGGUGGUUGUUCCACAAUUGCCGGUGAACCUGAAGUCCUGGAUCCUAGUCGUGUCACGAGAAGGGCCGAAGAUAUGGAUACUACUCUAUCGUUCUUUGCUGAGACGAAUUUCGUGGGCCUCUUUCGCUUGGGGAAGCUAGAUUAUGACGGCUUCCACCAGUUUUGUUGCACGAGAAGGGCCUCCGCUGUGGAUCCUCCACCUUCUGACAACAUUCGCUUCGACACAACUGGGUUUCUUGUUUCCUUUCUCAUUGGGUGUCACAUCCAUUACCUGGCUUGGUUGCCACUACCGUUGCCGAUCCAUCACUCGUGCUGA
This is a messenger RNA of Lactuca saligna, 783 nucleotides long. Lineage: Eukaryota; Viridiplantae; Streptophyta; Magnoliopsida; Asterales; Asteraceae. The record is from the annotation of a GenBank genome assembly.